AUGAGCGACACAUCUUUGAAAGCCGACCAUCUGUGUGUUCUGGUCCAUGGACUGUGGGGCAAUCCAUCUCACUUGGAUCAAGUAGCCACUGCACUCGAAGAACGACAUGGCGAGAAGUUGCAUAUCCUUUGUGCCAAAGAAAACAGUGGCAAUUUCACCUACGACGGCAUCGAGUUGGGCGGCGAGCGCUUAGCGCACGAAAUCGAGGACACGCUAGAUACCCUGGAGAAAGAGGGCCAGAAGAUUCGAAGAAUUAGCGUUGUCGGCUACUCCCUUGGAGGUCUUGUCGCAAGAUAUGCCAUUGGACUAUUAGAAGCUCAAGGUUGGCUUGACAAAGUGGAGCCUGUCAACUUCACGACAUUCGCCUCUCCACAUGUCGGAGUGAGAGCACCGCUAAAGGGCUGGUGGGGCAAGUUCUGGAAUGUGAUGGGAGCUCGCACAGUCUCUAUGUCUGGCCAGCAAUUAUUCAUGGUUGACUCUUUCCGUGAUACUGGUCGACCACUCCUGAGCGUCCUCGCAGACCCAGAGAGCAUUUUCAUCAAAGGCUUGAAAAAGUUCCAGAACCGUUCUACCUAUGGCAACAUUCUAAACGACCGAACGACCGCAUUCUAUACGACGACCCUCUCCAAAGUGGAUCCUUUCCAGGAUCUCGACAAUAUCAAUAUCAAUUACGUUGAUGGCUAUGAGCAAGUUAUUAUCGAUCCUAACGACUACCUACUACCUUCGGUAUCGAGUGAUUCGGACUCUGUGACUGCGACAACAUGCGAUAGACACAAAGCAUUUAUGAGGGAUGCGCCUUUCUGGAUGCUCGUUCUCGUUCUGAUCGGGCCCGCCUCAACAUUAUUCCUUGCCAACUCUGCCAUACAAACCUUUCGCAGUCAGCGAAGAAUAAAAUUGCACGCGGAAGGAGAUAAUGGGCUACGCUUCGGAAGAUACAAGAUACCUUUGCUCAUACGUGAUGCUCAAAGCGCCCUUGAAGAGGUCUUUGAGCAUGCAAAUGCCCACCAGGAGCCAGCUUAUCUCUCGAGCACCGAAUCCGAUAUGUCUGAUCUAUCCGAGAGCAAAGGACAAAGAUUUUCAAAGUCAGGCAAACGGAGCAGGUCACCAUUUGGCUCAAUUUCGUCUAAGAAGACCCACCGUGCCAGCGUUGAACACACGCAUCAUCAUCCAAAACUCGCCUUGACACCUGAACAAUUUGCUAUCAUCGAUAAUUUGAAUGAUGUGGGCUUCACCAAAUACCCCGUCUACAUUCACAACCACCGGCAUACCCACGCAGCGAUUAUUGUUCGCUCACCAAAAGACGGCUUCUACGAGGGCAAAAUCGUUAUGAAGCAUUGGCUGGAUCAAGGAUUCGUCAUCUAA
Molecule: messenger RNA, 1362 nt
Organism: Penicillium waksmanii
Lineage: Eukaryota; Fungi; Ascomycota; Eurotiomycetes; Eurotiales; Aspergillaceae
Product: lipase ROG1 family protein
Exons: 2
Coding region: 1-1362 (453 amino acids)
Molecular function (GO): monoacylglycerol lipase activity
Source: RefSeq, a predicted model, not a curated record